AUGUAGGAUAUUGACAAAUAAUCGAUUUUAAUCUUAAUUGUUUUAGGAUUUAUUGAAUUAGUCAUGCUAAUAAUACUAAUCUAUUAUUUAAGGAAAAUUAAUCAGAAUAGACAUUGCUAUCCUAUUUAUUAAUUGUCUCCAUAUACAACCAUAUUAUAAGGAAUAUCAUUUUAUCUAUUCCAAUUAAUGAUUGUAAUUAAUUUAUAUUUGACUAAAACUUAUGGUGAAAUUACAUGGCAAAUUUGCUUAGAUUAAAAUACAAAUGAAUUUUAGGAUUCUAUUUAUUAAACAUUAUCGUAUUAAGUAUUAACUAUUAUUUAUCUAUAUUCAAGAGGUUGUUGUUUUACAUUCACAUUAAUAAAAUCAUUAAGAGUAUUAAGGGCUUUUUCAAAAUAAAGGUUAUUAAAAAAUAAUUUAAUAGUAAAAAUAUAUAUGAAUGAAAAUUUCCUUAUUGUUAUUGCAUUAUUUUAUGGUAUGUUUUUUCCAGUAUUAACAAUAUUUACAAAUUUAUAUCUUUAUGAAUUUUAGUUUUAUUGUUGUUUAUAGGUCUAUGAAAAUAAUACAGGAUUUGUAUUAUAUAAUAGUUUGUUGGAAGAAAUAUUGACACUUUAUUUGAUGAGAAAAAUAAAAUAUAAUAAUUAUGACGAUAAUUUAAUAAACUUGACAAUAAAAUUAUAAUUUUAUUACAUUUGUUGGUUUGCUUUAAAUUCUUUGAUUUUUAAAUUAUUGAAAUUUGGUCCAGAUAUUGUUGGAAUUUCAUGUUUAAUUAGAUGCUUUUUUAUGUUUUACAAUUUUACAUGCAUACCUUUGAAGAAUAAGUAAGAUCAUCCUAAUCUUUAUAUAACAUAUAAUUAAAUUUUGGAUUUUCAACUUAUAAGUUCAAAGGUUUUCAAUAAUUAUUACUAAAAUAAUUAUAGUUUAAUAGCUUUUGAAAAUUACCUAAGUAAAUCUAAUAGAAUUGCAAUAACAUAAACAGAAAUAGAAUUUAUAGCCUAAAGAUAGAAUUUUACAGAGAUAGAAUUAUUUAAUAAAUAUUUAACAGUUGUCAAACUAUCAUCUUCUUGUUAAGAUUUUCAUUUAUUAGCUGAUGAAAUAAUAAAAAUAUUAAAUUUAUAGCCUACCUAAAUUAAUCCUUAUUCUACUAUUGAUAUUCUCUAAAAUGAUUUAUAUAAUCAUUUUGAAUCAAUUUACAGAUUGUAUUUCCAACAAACUGUUGCAUUUUAAGCAAUAAAAGAAUUAACUUUUCAUAAUUAAAUUAUCUAAGAAAAUUUUAAGAUAUUAAGGAUGCCUCUUAAUGAAUGGAAUUACUUUGAUAAAUUUAAUUAAUGUUGA
Molecule: messenger RNA, 1332 nt
Organism: Paramecium pentaurelia
Lineage: Eukaryota; Ciliophora; Oligohymenophorea; Peniculida; Parameciidae
Source: the annotation of a GenBank genome assembly